Messenger RNA from Colletotrichum higginsianum IMI 349063, 1539 nucleotides. Its product is annotated as Cytochrome P450 4A10. The transcript is spliced from 7 exons. Gene Ontology annotation, molecular function: heme binding; iron ion binding; monooxygenase activity. The coding region runs from base 1 to 1539 and encodes 512 amino acids. The record is from RefSeq and is a predicted model, not a curated record. NCBI's taxonomy places the organism in Eukaryota, Fungi, Ascomycota, Sordariomycetes, Glomerellales, Glomerellaceae.
AUGAAUGCCUUCCAAAAUGUACAGGUGAUUCUCACCAAAAGUGUGGCAGUAUCCCUGCUUCUUCUGUUUACUUACGUAUCUCUGCGCUCCGUUUACAAUGUCUGUUUCCACCCCCUCCGACGUGUGCCAGGCCCUUUCUUGGCCAAGAUUUCUCGACUAUGGCUUUUCUACCACGACUAUCAUGGAAACCCCCACAACCACAUUCGGGAACUGCAUCGGAAACUAGGCCCGCUCGUUCGCAUAUCGCCGAACGAGGUAUCAGUCGACAAUGUUGAUGCCAACAAUACCAUAUACGCUCAGAAUAAUCCAUGGGUCAAGCCGGCGUACCAUUACAAGGCAUUCCAAAGCUCUACAGCAUACAGCAUUUUCACCGAGCUGGAUCCUCAGACGCACGCUGCACACUCUCGUCUCUUGGCACCCGCCUUUUCACAGACAAGAGUCAGUGCGACGGAUGCGCAGCGGCUCUUGUGGGACAAAUGCAAAGCCAUGGUGGAAGGCAUGGACGAUAGGCUGGGAGCGGAGAAGCACGAGGAUGGAUCCUCCAAUACCAUCACCAUGAGUCUCAGCAGGUGUUUCCGCAGCUUUGCUCUGGAUGUAGUCACAACUUGGACAUUUGGGCACUGUGCUGAGAGCCUACCCACCUUCCACUCGGAACUAUUCGAGAUCCUUGAUGUAGCAGCCGAGAGUGUGAUAUAUUUCCAGCACAUGCCUUUCUUACGAGCCUUGAUUCCCUACAUUGCACCGCUGGUGCCAUCGCUUGUCCCAAACAAGAUCCUAGGACAGUACGCCAAGAAAGCCUUGGAAUCAAACAGGGCGGCUCUGAAAGGCCUCCGUGAGAUCGUACCUUGUGUAUUCUCGAAUCUUGUCUCCUCUCAGUGGCAGGAAAAACGCGGUUAUAGCCCAUCGGAUGGGCAAAUUAUUUCAGACGGGAUUGUAAUUUUGGCAGCCGGAGCCGAUACGACAGCGGCCGCUUUAUCAAUUGGCAUUCAUUGGCUAGCAAGAAAUCCAGACCUGUGGCAACAGCUGCAAGAUGAAUUACGGCCAGUCAUGAAUAGCUUUGAAAAGCCUCCUCGCAUCGAAGCACUUGCUGCACUACCUCUUCUCAACGCUGUUCUCAAAGAAGGGUUGCGGGUGUCCUGCCCUAUUCGCGGCCAUAUGCCCCGAGUUGUCCCUACAGAGGGUUGGAACUACAAAGGAAUACACUUUCCUCCCGGGACGGUUGUGGCCACUUCGGCCUUCUACGGUUGUUACAACGAGACAGUUUUCCCCGACCCGGGGUGUUAUGACCCCAUGCGGUGGUUACCGCCAAAACACUCGAGCAAGAUGGAGGCCCAUCUUCAACCAUUCUCGAGAGGCACCAGACAGUGCAUUGGACAAAAUCUCACUCUGGCUAUGCAACGAGUGGUCAUUGCGAGUAUUGUCUACUAUUUUCAACCGGUUGCAGUCGACAAUACAACCAUCAAAACCAGAGAGUUUGUGACAUUGCUGGUAGAUUCUCCUCUUGAAGUGACGUUGAUCACUGCCAAUCGUCUAGACUAG